This is a messenger RNA of Daucus carota subsp. sativus, 1024 nucleotides long. RefSeq names its product protein RER1A-like. Gene Ontology annotation, biological process: retrograde vesicle-mediated transport, Golgi to endoplasmic reticulum; protein retention in ER lumen. The transcript has 3 exons. The coding region runs from base 151 to 828 and encodes 225 amino acids. The record is from RefSeq and is a predicted model, not a curated record. Lineage: Eukaryota; Viridiplantae; Streptophyta; Magnoliopsida; Apiales; Apiaceae. Gene Ontology annotation, cellular component: Golgi membrane.
ACUGCCAGUUAAAAAGCCCACAAAAAAUCCAGCACACUCGACAAUCUAAUUCUAACCUGCGGAAUGAAAUUGGUCGAGAUGCGUUUGGGCAAACAUUAAACCUCGACCUCCCCACUACUCGGUAAUUGCAGCAAAGAAGCUCAACACACAAUGGAAAUAACAACACACUCUGAUUCUGAUACAACCCCACUCAUGGAAGCCGCCCCAGACACCCCCCCUACUAUUACAACCUUAAACCAUGAUCUCUCCCAACCCCAACUCAUCCCGACAACAACAAUUGACCCCCCCGUCUUCCCACUCUCUCACCACUACCAGUACUACCUCGAUAAAUCCACCCCUUUUGUCCUCUACCGCUGGAUCGCUCUCCUUUGCAUUGUCUUCAUCUACGUCGUGCGCGUUUACUUCGUUCAGGGCUUCUAUGUCGUGUCUUAUGCUGUGGGUAUUUACAUCCUUAAUUUGCUUAUUGGGUUCUUGUCCCCUCAAGUUGACCCGGAAUUGCAAGCUCUUGAUGACGGGCCCACUCUUCCUGUCAGCCAGUCUGAUGAGUUUCGACCCUUUGUUCGUCGGCUCCCCGAGUUUAAGUUCUGGUACUCAAUCACAAAAGCUUUCUGCAUCGCCUUUUUGCUUACUUUUUUCAGUAUAUUUGAUGUGCCUGUGUUUUGGCCGAUAUUACUUUUCUACUGGCUUGUACUGUUCGCUCUUACCAUGAGGAGGCAGAUAAUGCACAUGAUGAAGUACAAAUAUGUUCCAUUUAACUUUGGUAAACAGCGUUAUGACACAAAGAAGGAAUCAUCAACCGAAAUUGCAAGUCUUCUUCCCGCAGUUUGAACAUUACAUGUAAUCAGGCCUUUUGAAAUUCAGAUCAUGUUAAAUACCAAUUGCAGAUUGCAAGAUCCUUUAAUUUUCUCUCAGGAAGUAGAAGAAUCAUAUCUUAUCUGAGUCUAGAUUAUCUAAUCACUACUCAGAAAGGUUCAUGGAUCUUUUUGUAUGUAUUAAAAGAUCAAGUUUGGUCUUAGUUUUUGCA